Messenger RNA from Tachyglossus aculeatus (Australian echidna), 2144 nucleotides. RefSeq names its product solute carrier family 25 member 19 (gene SLC25A19). The coding region runs from base 104 to 1084 and encodes 326 amino acids. Gene Ontology annotation, biological process: thiamine pyrophosphate transmembrane transport. Gene Ontology annotation, cellular component: mitochondrial inner membrane. The transcript is spliced from 7 exons. Lineage: Eukaryota; Metazoa; Chordata; Mammalia; Monotremata; Tachyglossidae. Gene Ontology annotation, molecular function: thiamine transmembrane transporter activity. The record is from RefSeq and is a predicted model, not a curated record.
GCCGCCCUAGAGGCGAGCUGGGGGGAGGCAGGCACCGGCACCGCUUCUGCUUCUCUCCGAGCCGGGUCGGUGCGCAUGGGCGGCGGCCGCAGCCGGGGCAGGGAUGGUCGGCUAUGACCCCGACGCGGAGGACAGGAGUAACUCCAAACUGGAAGUGGCAGCGGCCGGCUCCUUGUCUGGCCUCAUCACCCGUGCCCUGGUCAGCCCUCUGGACGUCAUCAAGAUCCGCUUCCAGCUCCAGAUCGAGUGCCUGUCCCCCCGGGACCCCCAAGCCAAGUACUAUGGGAUUGUGCAGGCCAUACGCCAGAUCCUGCAGGAGGAAGGGCCGGCCGCCUUCUGGAAGGGCCACAUUCCGGCCCAGCUGCUCUCCAUCAGCUAUGGGGCAGUCCAGUUUGUGACCUUCGAGAGGCUGACCGAGCUGGCCCACCGAAUGACCUCUUUCGACGCCCGGGAUUUCUCGGUGCACUUUGUGUGUGGCGGCCUGGCGGCCUGCACCGCCACCUUGACCGUGCAGCCCCUGGACACCCUUCGCACCCGCUUUGCUGCCCAAGGAGAGCCCAAGGUGUACCGGAACCUCCGCCAGGCCGUGGGGUCCAUGUACCGAAAGGAGGGGCCGCUGGCCUUCUAUCGGGGCCUGGUCCCCACCCUGCUGGCUGUCUUCCCCUACGCCGGCUUCCAGUUCUCCUUCUACCGCGCCCUGCAGCAGGUCUACGAGUGGGCCGUGCCUGUGGAUGGAAAGAGGAACGGAAACCUCAAAAACUUGCUGUGCGGGAGCGGAGCCGGAGUCCUCAGCAAGACCUUCACGUACCCCCUCGAUCUUUUCAAGAAGAGGCUACAAGUGGGCGGCUUUGAGCAGGCCCGGGCCACCUUUGGACAGGUUCGGACGUACACGGGCUUCCUGGACUGCGCUCGGCGGGUUUUGCAAGAGGAGGGCCCGCGCAGCUUCUUCAAGGGCCUGGCUCCCAGCCUGCUCAAGGCGGCCCUCUCCACCGGCUUCAUCUUCUUCUGGUACGAGCAGUUCUGUAGCCUCUUCCACUGUCUCAGGGACCCCGAGCGCGAGGCCGGCCGGGCAGGGGGCAGCUAGGAGGCCCCGGAUGGACCCGUUGGGGCCCGGAUUUGCUGUCCUCCUCCCUCGGUCUGGAGGGCAGAGCGCAGCCCUGCCUCACUGUCGUUUGCUCGGCCCCCCCACCACGGACACUCGGCCAGGGCUGCUGCGGCCUUCUCUCCGUCUCCUCCUCCUCCUCCUCCUCGCAACCCUCCCUCCCUCCAGCUCGUGUCCCCGGGGUCCGAGAAAAGUCUGCGUCCUGGCAACUCCGCAUCAGCUGCCGCCCGACGGGCCGGGGCCAGGACCUUGGUGGUGGCUUUGUGGGUGGGACGAGGCCUCCGGAGACCCCCGAGGGAAGGUGGGGAGUUAUGAGAGCAGGAGAGGGAGCGGCCCCACCCUCUGUCCUUCCUGUUGAAAGCCACCAACGCUUCCCACCCAGGGCCCAGUCAGGGUGGGUCAGCCUUCGGGGCCGAGGUGGGCAGUGAGAGGCCGUAGCGGGCCAGGCCGCUCCCUCUGGAAGGGGUUGGCGGACUUGACCUCACCACCACCUUGGCCAAUCCCCAAGGGCUCAGGUAGCAGGCAGCAGGAGUCACUUGGGCAUGCCCUCCCACCUUCCCACCCUCUGCUCCCACGCUGGCCGGGCCCCCAACCUGAUUCCCUGAGGGGGCUCUUGGCACCGAAGCCCUGAGCUCCUGCCCCCAAAUGGCACCCACCCUGGGCCCCUCAGGAGGCAUCUGGCGGGACGGGCAUCGGGCCUGGGACGGAGCCCCCAUGCCAUGGUAGCAUGGGCAGGGGGGUUGCAUUGGGCAAGCAGAGGGGGCGUCCAGAGGCAGGGCCCCAAGAAAGGGCUCCCCAAGCAUCAGAAGGGAAGCUGGAGAUGGGCCGUUCCCCCAGCUUGUCCCCAUCCUGGGGCCCACCACCCUCUGGGACACAGCCUUGGGUUCCCCGGGGAUCUGAGCCCACUCCGGUGCAUUAGCAGGGCCAUGUGGCACAGCCUGGCUGCAGCGGGGACAGGAGAGAGGCUCCCAGGUUGCCCAGGCCCCAAAGUUUGGGGCUUCUUUGCUGUCGGGGCAUACUGCACACAUGCCUGGCCUUCGCC